This is a messenger RNA of Physella acuta, 6564 nucleotides long. RefSeq lists its product as uncharacterized. The record is from RefSeq and is a predicted model, not a curated record. NCBI's taxonomy places the organism in Eukaryota, Metazoa, Mollusca, Gastropoda, Physidae.
CCUGUUUGGAGUUGAGAACGGAAAAAAAAGAAACUAGGAUAUGUGUAGAGGGAGUGUGGCAGUGCGAUGGGGGUAAAAAUGCUUGGCAAGGCACUUUUAGCUGUUUUAAUCUGGCGGCGAGACGAUGUCUGCCUCGCGCUCACACGCACAGCGCAGGCUCGCGUUAUUCGGCCAUAUUGGCGUGAUGUGCUGGCUAGAGAAAGAGAGAAGUUUCACAGCCUAGGCCUAUGAUUAUCAUACACUGACGAGUGAGUGAGGUUGGAUGAUAAGGAACUGACCACCACUCUCACCCAUUAUCUUGACAUCAUUGGCCGAGAAUGCCCUACAAUAUACACCAAGAGGGUCAGGCCUUUUACACUGACAACUUCUACACCACCAGGAACUGUAACAGUAGCUCACCAAAUCACAAUCGUAUUUAUCCAGCCAGCUCUUCACCGAAUUCUAUGCUGGUGUCCCCCAGCUCGAUACAUCACAAAAACAUGCCAGUCACAUAUCCUGGGUCUAACGAUUUUGACAUGCAACCUCUUGAUCUUAGCGUCCGCUCAAACAGGGAGGAACCAAUGGCCAAAAAACCUCGGACAGACGAACUAAGAACAAAUUCUUCAGCUAGUUCUUAUAACUACGAGAAUAACUACAGGGGAGGUCGGAUGUGUCCUUACCCACCACCUAGUCAGAACUUAUCUAGAUCACCUAAUCCUCCAAUGUCAUCUUCCCCACAUAUACGAUCAGAGUCGCCGUACUACAGCCACCAUCAUACGAGUCAUGCCUAUUACAAUGGUAACAGCCAAUCUAGUUCACUAUCCAUUAACGCUCCUCAUAAAUAUGCAGCUGCAAUUUCCAGCUCACCAAUCCAAUCAGAGUCUGGCAUUGCCAGCAAAGUCAUACCCGGUCAUCCGUCAUUAUUCCGACCUUUCAAUAGCCAUACAGAAACAGACAUGGAAAUGUAUGAUUUACAACAGGGGCGAAAUCCUUUUUAUAUCAGUAAAUCGGAAAAUAAGCCUGCCUACUUAGAUAUGGAUUACUCUGUCCAGUUUCAUAAAACCGCAGAUAACUAUCAAGACAAGCCUAAGCCAUUUGUUCAUUCUGUAGAGCAUAAAGGUGAGGCUGAACACAGACAACAUGCAAAUCUUGUUCCUCUAAAAAAUUCACAUGUGGUGAAAUGCGACUCGAAGGAAAUCUCAGAUGGUCAAACAGUAGCACACACAACUGGUAAGAUCCAAUGUAGUUCAGAAGAUUCUCACUUUGGAUACUUUUCUAGUGCUAAGAAAGGAACUAAUCACAGGAGUGGUUAUUUCAAGGACUUCACAUCUGAAGAUGCCCUGACCUCACCCACCUCUGCUCAGAGUGUCACCCCUGGGUCAUCUGGCGCAAGCAUUUCUGGGUCCUCUUCACCUAAGGAGCCAAAGCCUGGACAGCAGUUGUCAACCACACCCACCCCUGUCUUUCCACAAGUCACUGUGACUAAUAAAGAGAAUGCAUGUAAAAAUAAGAGCAAAAAAUCUUUAAUUCUGAGUAGGAGUGCAGGAUAUUUCACCAGCCCAGACUCUUCCUCUGCUGUUGUUGGUUCAGUCAUAGACGCUGUUGUAGCUGAGAAGAACAAACUUAAUGAUAGGAACAUUAUCAAAAUCACCUCCCCUGAAAACGUAAACAGUGAAGAGCGCAAUAAAAUAAGUCUUUUAGACUUCUGGAUAUCAAAAAUUCUUAUGGAGCGCAGUGAAGAAUUACCAAAAAAAUCAUGCGGAGUGGAUUAUAAACUUGUAGAUGGUCACUCUAAAAUUCGUAUUAGUCUAGUGGAUCUCAUAGAAUUACAGGUGGAACAGAGUCUAAAAACCUAGUGUAUUUGUCUGAUUGAUAGUUUUUAAAAGACUGAUCUCUGUUCGUGAUCAUGAAUAGCAUCAACCCUUGAUAUUUUUUUUUCAUUAUUUAUUUAGCUGUCUGAUUAUCAAAAUUUUAAGUGGAAAAAUUCAGUGCUUUAUCUUCGUAAUAGUGUAGACUAUGACAAUUAAUUCUAAUCUAAUGGAAAGUAAAGAUCUUAAAGAAAUGGUUUGAUGAAACUAAAACAACAGAUCAGUGUGUAACGCCCAUACAUAAUGCUUUCAUUACACAACUUGUAAAGUAUUUCGAAAAUAUUUUACUGUCAAAAUGGCUUUGUCAUUGUUUUUAAUGGCAAACAUACUUUUAAAACAAUGAUGAGGAUAUGAUUGUAAAACAUCUAAAGAUGUUAUUAUAAAAAGUUGUCUUCACUGAAUUCCGUCUUUGCAUGCUUAUUAUUUUUCCAGAAUCAUCAAAUGAAGCUUUAAUUUCGAUUUAUUUAAAUUCUAAAAAUGGCUGUAUGUAAAUACAUGAAGCUGUCCUGUUCCUCCAUGACUGUGCCAUAUUACAACAGGUUCUCUCCUAAAAGUGAUUUUUUUUUUGUUCUUAUUAUCUGUGGUAUCAAGAUAGGGUUAUUACUUGCUGCUCAAGUUUUUAGCUUAGGUUCUGAAAAAGUUCGAUUUUAACAUAAUAUUUGGCAGUAUUAUAAAUAAAUAUAAUGGUGUUCUGAUAUAUUGCAGCUUGUCAUAAUUAAUUACUUUUGAGCAAAUAGUAAAUAUAUGUAACUUAAUGACAAAAAUAAAAUAACAUUUAUAAGAAUAGUUUAUGUCGGUAAAUGUUUUUAUUAUAGAUUUAGAAAAAAUGUUAAUUUGACUAUCAUUCUUAAAUAAGCUUUUUAAAAAGCAUAUUCAAUAUUCUUUACCAUUUAUAAAAGAAAAUGUUAGCUUAAUAAUUUAUCAUGUAAAAAGUUAGAAGGGAUACAUCCAAGGAAAGGUGAUAUUAGAUUAAAUAAAUAAUUUAAUAACUUGACAGCAAAUAUCAGUGUGAUCUCAGGAGCUUUAGUUAGUGCUUCAGUCUGCACUGCCAUUAAAAAAAAAAUCCAUCUUUUAUUUUAAUUUCUUUUUUGUUGUAAAAAUCAAAACAAUAAUUUAUGAUACACGGUUUGCAUGAAAUAUUCAUCACUAAGCAGAUAUUAUAUUACAGUCAUCUUAGCUGAGUUUCCAUGAGUGUCAGUGUAGAUCUCAAAUAUAAAAAAAUAACCACAAUCUUUGAGAAACUAACAGUUCAGUUCAUAUCUGUCUGAUAGUUACAUCUUUAUUGGCAUUUGUUCAUUCAACUUUCAAGCAAUACUUCUCCAUUGCAAAUACCAUUAUGAAUUUACCACACAGCAUUAUGAAAUAUUCACUAUUCAGCAAAGACUAAUGGAUUUUUCAUGCAUAUACCGCCCUCCCACAAUGUUUUGAGCUACUAUAUAAGAAUGAUUGUGUCAAUAAUGCAGCAUUUAGGCUGUGCUGGGUAGUUGCACUAUACGACACAAAGCUAUUUCUUUUUUGUAUUUCAUACAAAAGUGGGUUAUUUUUAAAUGAUAGUGUUUUCAAUUGAUAUGAAAAUAUUCCAUUGCAUCUUGCAUGGGCUUUCAUAGGGAAUCCCCAGUGUCAGUUCAUCACUUAUCUGUCAGUUUGUCUUCUUUGUUCUUUUCAAGUGAGGAACUUGAUUGGCAGUUACCCUUGUGUCACCACUAAUGGUCACUAUUUGUCACCAAUUAUUUUCUCCAGUGUUCUAAUCACCUGCCCCAUUCUCACUCAAGCAGUCACAUAGAUCUUUUAUUGCUUUUUCUACUUUAACCCUUUACAGUUCUAUGUGUAAUCAGAUUUUUUUUUCUUUUUGCGUGGUACAGUCCUAAGAGCCCAAAAACGCAUUCUGUCUUUGCUAUUUUUUUUCCCGCUUUUAAGUUGGUAAUAAAAAAUUUAUUGCAUGGUAAUUGUGUAAAAGUAAUCCGUUUUUCUCAGUGAAUUACAAUAAAUUACAUUGUUUUAAUUAAUAACUGCACUUGGGUUUUUAAUUAACUAUUUAAUGCAACAAUUUUUAAAAAGAUGAUAAAUUUCCUUUUACUUGGCUGCAUGGCAAGGAUAAAAAUUAAGAGCCUGAACUGUAAAGGGUUAACCAAUUUAUUUCUUUAUGUCUGAGUUUCUAUUAGUCUGUAGUUUUUGCUGUGGCGGACUUGCGUAACUGAAACUCACAUGCCGUCAUUUAUAUCUUAUGUGUGUUAUACAUACAUUACUUUAUAAACACUUAUGUAUUUGAAAUAAACCAUUUUUUUCAUAAUAAACAUUCAUCUAUAAAUGUUAUUAAAAUUUGUAAUGAAUUUUUUUUUAUAUAUAUAUUUUGGUAUCUUGGAUAAGUAUUUAUAUUAAAAAAUAAUGCUUAUCACCUUGAUAACUACCUGCAAUUUUUAGGAAACUUGAGCAGUAUUGUCUUUUUAUUUUGUGGCAUUUGAUACAGAUUGCCAUCACGUGGAUGCCAGUUUGCCAUAUUUUGUAAAAUAUCAACUUUGAAAAAAUAUGUAUCUCCUGUUUAUAUGUACAUAUUUUAUGCUUGGUUUCUGUACAAUGGUUGACUCAGAAAUUCUUUUUUAAAAAGAUUUUUGUAUUGACAAUGUUUGUUUUAGACAUGUUAGGUGCUGUUUUAAUUAAACAUUUGAAAUGGAAAAUUAAAAAACAAACUUUUUGGCCACUUAAUUCAAAAUUGUCAUACUUCCUCAUCUGCAUUUCUGAAGUUUUGACCUACUAAGUUAAACAGUUUUAUCAAAAUUUCAUGUGUUGGUUUUUCAAAACAUUAAGAUUUAAAUUAUUAAAAUUCUUUUAAAAGUUUCUAUCAAAUGCUGCCAUUUCCCAUAAAACACCAGUGUACCAACACAAUGUAGAUUAUGCUGUAGUACUAGUUUAGUAAAAAGAAGUAUGCAUUGUUUGAUAUUUUUUAAGAAAAAAUAACUUCAUUUAUUUCUAAUUAAAGGAUGUUUUUUGGGGAUCUUGAAAAUACCUGGCUGUUUGAUUGUGAAAAAAAAUGUCAGAAGAUGCACAAGUAUCUCUGAAUCGGUUAAUUAUAACUAUUUAAUUAUUAUUUAAUUAAAGUUGAUUAUUAAUAAGUUAAUUAUAAUUAAAGCUAAUUAUAAAGGGUUUUCUGUAAAUGAUGCUUUCUUUUACCUUCUGUCACAGUAAGUCAUACAUUUUAUCUGGAAUAUUAAGCUUGGCUAGUUCAAGAUUUAAAAACUUAUUUCAUCAAAUUUUUAAAAAUUUAGCUAAAAAGUCCUUAACUCAACAACCCUCUUUUUUUGCACAUGUAAGUGGAUCAUUCAUAGAUAUAUAACAGAGCUUCCAAUGUUGAUGACGUUAUUUUGUUUUAAUUUGUUGUCUUAAGUUUUAUAAAUCCCAUUGAGAUCUAGUUUAGGUACAUCUGUAGGAUUGCAAUUACUUAACUUGCCUAUAACUGGGAAGACUGUGUCAUUGUUUAGACUGGCAGAAAUGAUGAUGACACGUGCCUUGUCAAUCACAGAUCAAGUGUUGCGUCAAUUUUGUUAUUAAAAUAAUGAACAACAGAUUUUAAUAUAAUCUUGCAGGCUUUGUACACUAUCGGUAAUAGUUAAAUGUAAGUUUACUGUAUUUAUAGUCUUGUUAAUCUGUCAAACUUUUUAAAUCUAACAAUUUUAUAGAUUUUGUCAGCUAAUAGUAACACUAAUUUAAUGUAAUAACAGUGGGACACUUGUAGUAGCUAUAGUAUAUGGCUGAGGAACUUUGCCCAGAAAAAUCAAAGACAUGCCUGAAACAACCUGGCCCCCGAACUGAAAUUUGAUAGGUAAUGCAGCCCUCGGACUGAAAAGUUUGGAGACCCCUGAUCUACAUCAUCAGAGGAAUGUAGCUGAACCAUGAAUCUGUUAAGCUCUUUUUAUAAAAGUCCUGAAUUGUAAUAGUGUAGAGCAGGUGUUCGUAUAACAGGAUGUAAACAUCACCUUCACAGUGUGAAGUUUUAAAACAAGGUUUUAAUAACCAGAAAUCUAGCUAGCACUUUUUGUUUUGUUCCUCUCUACACCUGUGUUAAAUCAUGUAAAACCAAUCCAUCUAAUGAAAUUAAAUGAUUUGAGUUAAACUUGGUCACAUGUCCACAGCUGUCUGUGUAUGCUUGAAGAUAUUAGCAAUAAUUUGCCAUAUAAUGUUUUAUUUUAAAUUCAGUUCAAAAUAUGUUCAUACUGAUUUGUAUUGAAAUGAAACGAAUGGAGAGAAGUACAGUGAACAUAAAUCUCUUCUUAUUUAAAAAAAAAUGCUGUUUUAUUUAUAUAUUUUUGUUUGAAGUUGAAACCUGUUUUAUUUGACUGCCGAAUGUAACUAAAUGUUGUUUAAAUGUAUAUGUACAUCACAGACAUGAGCUGUGCUAGUUGAGUGAUUCAGUGCUUUGCCACCCUCCUUCCAAUAAAAGUGUAUCUGUACUGGUAAAAUAGUUUGUAGAUAGCUACUCAGGUUUGAUUUCACACACACACUUAAGCUGGUGCUUCACAUUUGACUUCACUUGUGAUAGGGUAGGGGAGAGUCGUGUCAUCCAUCUUUGUUUUAUUUAUUGCCCAUACACUCUUGUAUUUAUUUCUUCUUACUCAUUAUCUCUGGCUAAUUGGUUUGAUAAACUAUUGGUCAAUAAUUAAUCAUAAAAUACAAUUAUUGCAUUUUUUGAACAUUGUCAAAUUGUAUGAUGGACAAUUAAAUG